Messenger RNA from Drosophila rhopaloa, 645 nucleotides. RefSeq lists its product as uncharacterized. The transcript has a single exon. The coding region runs from base 1 to 645 and encodes 214 amino acids. The record is from RefSeq and is a predicted model, not a curated record. NCBI's taxonomy places the organism in Eukaryota, Metazoa, Arthropoda, Insecta, Diptera, Drosophilidae.
AUGUCGCAAAUGUGGCGGACACGGGCAUUGGGCAAGAGGUUGCCGAAACCAGCGAAUGCUAUUCUGCUGGAUAUGCGGAAAGGUGGGAGUGAGAUGCAUGGAAUGCUGUCAGAGAGCGGAAAAUGGCCAGCGAUCCCAGCCGCAGAGAGGCGAGCGGGGGUCGUACGCGGAUUCCUCUCCAAUCUAACUGGCAGGCUAAUCGAAGAGGAGCAGCAGUUGUCCGCAGCGGUGACGAUUGGUGGAAACUCGUACAAAGCCACAAUCGACACCGGGGCAACAGCGAGCUUUAUUAGCGAAGAGCUGGCGGACAAUCUGGCUGCUCUAGGAAAGAUUACACGGACGAGACGGCAAGUUAGGUUGGCAGACGGAAGGUGCAGCGGAAUAAGCGCGCAGCUCGAGGUAGAAGUCGCAUUCGGCAACAAACGACUGACCAUGAGCCUGCUGAUAUUACCAGGAGUAGUAGACGCACUGGUGCUGGGCUGGAAUUUUCUCACACAGGUUGGGGCUGAGAUAAAGUGCGCAGGUCACGAAAUCCGCAUACCGGCCAGGAACAGACACAACGGAUGGCUGGAGGAAAAAUUGUCAGUGGCAGUUGUUCACGAAGACAGCGAGGAAGGAAACAUCGAGCAAUUCCUAGAAGCAUAG